Molecule: messenger RNA, 1881 nt
Organism: Pseudozyma flocculosa PF-1
Lineage: Eukaryota; Fungi; Basidiomycota; Ustilaginomycetes; Ustilaginales; Ustilaginaceae
Exons: 3
Coding region: 1-1881 (626 amino acids)
Molecular function (GO): protein binding
Source: RefSeq, a predicted model, not a curated record
AUGCAGGCGACGGACGCAUCGACCCUCUUCCAGACCGACGAGGCCCUCGCCCAGGGCGCGGCGCGCGCAUCCAAGGCGUCGCGCACCGCCACGGGAUCCGAGUACGGCCACCCGAUCUGGCUCGGGAGCAGGUACAAGGACUCGAUCGGCCUCGCAGAGAGCGGUGCGGGCGCCGAUGCCGGGUCUGCGCGCGUCCUCUCGCUCCGCUGCCGCACCGUGGCCGCGUCCACUGCCGCCCCCGGUGCGAGGCAGGGGCCUCUGCCGCAGAGCCAGGCUUGGACCGCCGAGAGCGGCGGAGUGGUCAGGCUCACCGACCUCGAGACCGGCAAGACGGCGGUUAUCUUCCGCGGUCACUCAGCACCGGUACCCACCUUUGACAUUGUGCGCGUCGGCGGAUCGACAGGGGGCGGACGGGAGUCGACGAGGGAAGUGCUCGUGACGGGAUCGUGGGACAAGAGCAUCAAGGUCUGGUCAAUCCCAUCACACGGUACGACGGUGGAAAGCGCAGCUACACCCCUCCGGCCCAAGCCCAUCCUCACGCAGCCGCAAGCCGCGACCGACUUUAUCAAGGCGGUCCACUGCUUCCGCUCCCAGGGCCGCGACUUUGUCCUCUCGGCGGGCAGCGACAAGACGGUGCGGUGCUGGCACCUCACGCCGCUCCUCGAAUGGACCGGCGCACUGAGCGAAGCGGACUGGACGCGGAUCUGCACGACCGGGACCUCGGAGGGCGAGCGGGCGACCAUGCCCGACAUCGAGGUGGUGGCCAUGUUGCGCGAACACACCAGGCCCAUCAAUUGCCUCGGCUCCGUCCCGCCCCCGCCCCGUCUCGAUGCCAGCGCCGAAGCCGACGCCGACGCCGAGGGUGGUCAGACCACGCUCUUCUCUGCCGACUCGAUGGGCCGCAUCUUUGAAAUGGUGCUCAACCUGCCCGCCUCCCUCGACAACGCCUCGGCGACGGCGACGGCUUCGGCGGCAUCGCGGGGUUCGCUCACGAUCCGUCGCGAGCUGCGGGCGCACGAGACGGCCAUCUACGACCUGCGUGCCGGCUGGCGCGACGAAGAGGUCGAGGGGCUCGAUAGCCUGCCCAGCGCCGCCGCAGCCUCAUCCUCGCAGCCGGGCGAGGGCGAGGGCGACGACGAAUUCGUCACGCCCAUCUACGAGGCGCCGGACGGCAGUUUCCGCCGGCACGUGGCCGAGGUGUGGACGUGUUCGGGCGACAAGACGGCCAGGUGCUUUGUCCUCUCCCCGACGGUUCUGCGGCAGAGUGGACGCGGGCAGGUGCCGGGUAGCCGUACCUCGAAGGCGGGUGCGCCGCUCGGGUCGCAGCCGCCCCUGGGACCGAGCAGGACGAUCCAGCAUGCCGACUUUGUAAAGUCGCUCGUGUCCCUCGGCCAUGCCGCUGCGCGCCGCCGCGCCGAUGUGGGCAGCGCCGCGGACCUUGCGCUGCGGGUCUCGCCGCCGCCCAACGUGCUGGCGACGGGCAGUGCGGACGAAACGCUGCGCCUCUUCGCUCUCGACACCGAUGCGACCGCUGCACCUGAUGCCGCGGCCGGUAUCGCCCCAUCGACGUCGAGCACGGCCAAACCGACGGUGCCAAUCGCGGCCGUCGAGGGACACUGGCACGAAAUAGACGCCAUCGACGUGUGGCUGCGUCCCCGGUCCGGACCGUUGCAGGGCCCGACGACGAGCAGCGACAACGAGCCGAUCCCACCCGCUACCGCUGCGGGGCAGCGACACCUCAACCGCGACCUCGACCUCGAUGACCUCGACGACGACGGCGAACGGGGACAAGACUAUCAGGCAGCGCCACUGCUGGUGCGACGAGAAAGGGAGCGAAGGGCGGAAGAGGGUCGGGGCAAGGACCCGCUGUCGUCGAGAUGA